CCCCCACCACUCCACCAGGUCGAGGCGGCGCCGGGAGCAACGAAGGCGGCGAGAGGACGCCGGGGCGACUUCUCCCUCCCCCCACCCUCCUCACACACAGCAUGUGUGCGCGAACGUGAGAGAGUACGUGCGUGCAUGUGUACGCGUAUAUCGGGUGGGAUGGAUGACUUGGGACUGGGCGACCGAGGGCUCUUGGCAAGUCUGCGUGGGGGUCGGGGACGCGCCGGCCUCUGGGAACCCCUGCCACCGCGCUUCCGUGCGCGCUUUGAGCACAUUCAGGUGGAUGGUGACAUCCUAAGUUACCACGGAAAUUCGGACGACGUGGGAUGCUACAUUGCAGCGCAGCCACUUGGGAAGGACAACAGCUACUUCGAGGUGUGCAUUAUGGAUGGUGGUGUACGGGGAAACAUCUCAGUGGGACUGGUACCACGGCGGUACCGCCUUGACCUGCCGCCCGGCCUCCUUCCCGGAUCUGUGGCAUUCCACGCAGAGCACGGAGAGCUUUACCGUGGACAGGCCGUGGGCCAGCAGUUUGGGCCGCGCUGUGAGGCCGGCGACCGUAUUGGCUGUGGUAUUCGAACGACCACCGUUGACGGCCGGGGGGUGGCCUACGGGGUUGCACACAUCUUCUUCACACGCAACGGCACGGAGCUGGGCUCCCUGUCGGUGCCAGUUCCAGAGGGGGGCCUCUUUCCAGCGGUGGGGCUGGGCUCGGCGGGCGAGGAGGUGAUGCUGGAGCUCACAGCAUCGUGGCCGGGCGAGGAGGACGACUCCAUGCUGGUGGACAGUCUGGAGGAUGAGUGGGGGCGGCUGCAUGAUGUGCGCAUCGCUGGACCGCUACUGGAGUAUGUGGGGCGAGGCCGGAGCAUCAUGGAUGUGGGGCUGGCUCAGGCGAGGCAUCCCCUCAACACCACCGGACACUACUUCGAGGUGGAGAUUAUUGACCCUGGCGAGAAGUGCUACAUCGCCAUCGGGGUCGCUCGCAAGGAUUACCCCAAGCAUCGGCACCCAGGCUGGAACCGGGGCUCCAUAGCUUACCAUGCAGACGAUGGUAAAAUAUUCCAUGGGAGUGGCAUCGGCGACGCAUUUGGGCCCCGCUGCUCCAAGGGCGACGUCAUGGGCUGCGGUAUCACCUUCCCGCGCGACUACCAGCUGGACAGUGAGGGUGACAGCGAUGGCACCCCUGAGUGGAACGUGAGUCCCGUGGACCCAGAGCCCGAGGAAGCGGUCGACAUCUGGCAGCCCCGACUCCCCCGAGACAACAUGACCUUCGGCAGCGACACGGACGAGGAGGACGACGAGGAGGAGGACGAGGAGGAGCGAGACGGCAGGGACAGGCGGGUCGAGUGGCAGCAGGACGACAAAGAAGAUGGAGAUGACGGCGAGGGAGACCAGGACCCAGAGCCGCCCGGGAUCAAAGUCAUGGUAUUCUUCACGCGGAACGGCAAGGUGGUGGGCAGGCGCGAUGCCCGUGUGCCUCCCGGUGGUUUCUUCCCCACCGUGGGCAUGCUCAGCUGCCACGAGAAGGUGCGGGUCGACUUGCGGCCACUCAGCGGAUAAUCCCGUCGCCACCUCCAAGGCGCGCACUCAGCUUCUCCGCACCGCCCCCCGCCCCUCCCGACUCGCCUCCCCCCUCGCCUCUGAUCUCAUGCACUCGUGCCGCCCUUGAGGUCACCGGCUCUCCCAUUCCACCCAUGUCAAUGUUUUAGUUGAGUCACUUCGGGCCCUAUUCUCGGUGGUAGAGCUCACGUUGCGUGAACCCCUCAUGGCGCAGGCUGAGCGCAGCUCCUCGCAGGAGUCCUGUAUAAAGAGGUGUAAUCCACGUGGUGGAAAUUGACCAAAGGGAGGUCGUGAGAAUGGUGGCACUUGCCCGUUCUUGCAUGAACACAGCAUAUACAGUACAACAUAUAUAUAAAAUAUUGCUUUACAGUGAAUAAUAGCACGAUAUUUUUUUUUUCUGUAUAGAGAUAUAGAGCAAUAUCUGAAAAAAUGAUUGUUGCAAUUGUAAAUGUGUGCAUAUAUAAAAUGAAAGUCAAUCACUUGUGAGGCACUUCCAGGGAAUUAUUAUAUUAUUGUCACAUUGCGAACCUACGGGGGGCAUGAGAUCACUCUGAAUUAAAGAGGCACACAACCAGAGGCCCCGGGGUCACGUGCGCCCAACCUUUCGCUAUUUGCCAAUCAGCGCAUUUCUGUCGCAUGGGCGGGUGUGCUGACGUACUGCGUUCGCGGAUAUGUCGUUGCAAGUGGAUGGAGCAGAUUAGAAAAGGUAGAGUGUGACCCAUGCCAUCUGAAGUUGCUAAACCCCACUUAUAUCAGACCAAAAGCACAGUGGUCCCUCAACUACUCUGCUCAUAACCUCCCCUCGCCCCUCAGCUCCACAGUCAAGCUUUGAAGCUACAGCCAUCCUAUUAUAUAAGACUUGCUGAUGGCGUCGUCAUUAUAACAAUCAAGGGCGGGGUACUCCAGAAAACGAUUGAAGAACUUCAUACGACGGCCGAAAAGUGCGGCUGAAGAUGAAUGAGAUGAAAGAAAAGUCACGUGCGACAAGUUUUGUGGAGCAAAAGGACAGUAGCUGUUGCGGAGGAACACAAUUGGAAAACACAACAGAGCACGUGUACCCAAGGCAAUUAUUUUAGAGAGGCUGGAAUCACUGCACAUCGCCUGUCAUGACAUGGAAUUGGAAACAGGUGAAGAGGAGGAAUGGAAGGAGAAAUGCAUUCUGUGAAUUGUAGUGAUAGACAGGAAAAUAGAACACAUGGAUCAGAGAAGAAGUGCAAAUUAGGGACUGUUAAAUAAAAGUAAGAUUGGGAAGGACGCAUUGCUCAAAGGGAUGUUAGCCGGUGGUCGAGACUAACAACUGAGUCGCAGCCAAAGGAAGAAAUACGCCCCCGGAGAUGAGUACUGUGCACAUGGGGUGAUGAGUUAAGCUCAGCGUAGGAGCGGGACGGAUCGUGGCAUCAUACAACCAUGAGGUGUGGUGACAAUUUCGGGGGGGGGGGGGUGGGGGUCCUUCAUCCAGCGGUGGAGAGAACAUGGCUGAUGAUGAAAUGUGAUAGUAGCUGUUUAAAUCUGGAUGAUGAUGGGGUAGUGAAGUGCAUAAGAAUCUGCAUAAUACAUGUUAUCCAAAUCCGUGCUCCAGGUCACAGGGCUGAAGCGGUCCAGCCCAGUUAUGAAUAUGUUAAACAAGUGAUUCUCGUGGAAGAAAUGACCAUAAGUAAAGUAAAUACUUAAUCUGCUCUUAUACUCUACCAUGGUUUCAUUUAUUCCUAUCCACGGUUAUAGCCUCCCAUGCCUUGCCACUCACAAUUUUCCACAGUGCAGGUUUGUUCUUGGUUACCACGUGGCGUGGGCAAAAUGCAUUGUCAACAUCUUGUGAAAGGGAGACAGUGAAAGCGUGGGCCAUGCACCUUGGGGAGGUCUUGAGGAUAGCAGUGAAGCGUAAGAGCCGUAAAAAAUGUGCACCCUCUCAUUUAGGUUGAAUCCAAGCAGGCUUGUGGGAACCUAUGUAAGGCUUCAGAUGAUGUUACAUGUUACGUACACUUGCUCUGUGCACAUAGACACAUGUUUACUUAACAAACACAAUGUAUAUAAGGUACUUGUACGUGCGCGAGCACUUGGUUUGGGAACUUCAAAAAUCACGGGCACCACACAAGACCCACUUUGAUUUCCCUGCCCUUGCACAGAAGGUACGGUACAACGUUGUGUUUGCAUACGAGCGUGCACAUGUAAUUGGGAUCUCAUGUAGUAGGUUGAAUGGGGAGGUGGAUCGUUCGUGACCCCUGAGGCCUGGAGGUCACGCUGUGGCACUGUUCUUUUGCACAGUGUGAAUAUAAUUGUACUGUAUAUAAAUUGCUCAUUGUUUACAAUUGUACAAAACAAUGUAUUUGCGCACCCUCCAUCCCCUCCAUCUCACGCGAUAAAGCUUUACGUAUUUUUUUAUCAGCCGAGACAUUUCCAUGAAUCGUGCGUUACAUGCAAAUGGCGGUUGGUUGCCGUGCAAAUUUGAACGGCGAGGGAUCACGGGUGGUUGUGGAUAUCUGCUCUAGUGUGCAGGACUCACUUGGAAGGCUGGCCAUACAACAUGAUAGUGCAGCACAGAUACUGCACACUGCAUCUGGGGGGAAGAGGUGUGGUGAGCUUCCAUCUCACCCUUGAUCAGUUCCGUAAGUGCUCGGGACAAGACUGCCCCCUUAUUGGCCAAAGGGCCAAACAUUGUGUGCCCUAUGCAAGACUAACUUUGUGAAUUAACAUGUAUUUACAUGUUCAAGCUGUCAAUAAAAACUUUGCUUUUGGUAGAUUUGAAGAAAAAGUUCAGAGACGGUUCAUCUUGCCGCAUCAGCCAUUCUUAUCUGCUUGUUAAGUGGAUUGAAAAUUACGAUUCAUUAUUGUUUAGUUUUACAUUCCAUCGAAUUGCAGAAGCAUCUGGAAACUCUUUACUGUCCUUACAGGGUUACAUAUAUAAUGAGGGUGGCAUUAAUACGCAAAUAUUUAUAUGUACAAUGACACACAAUAAAUAAAUGUUAGAAGCAGACUUGCCUAGAGAAGGAAUGUGUAACGGGAUCAAUCGUAAUGCAGAGUUCCAGAUGGAAAGGAUGUGUCUAGUCUGUAUUGAACAGUGAGCAAGAGCAGUAAGUAUCACCAGGAAGGAGAAGGUGAACGAGUGAGAUGAUGGGGGGCUUGGAAAGGAAUGCCCUACAGAAGCAAUGUGAUACAAGAGUGUGCCGCAGCAUCGCAAAUGGACUCAUAUGUUUAUUGACUAAUGUGGCUGCUUCAUCAGAACAUGCCCUGCUUGGGGCCCUUUUGGAAAUACCUUUUUGCUAACUCUAGGUCAUGUAACAACAAAACAGAAUAAAAAUGUGAUGCGAUUAAGUGAGAUGGAAAUGUAGGCCUCACAUGAAUUUCAGCACUUAGUCUUUUAAUGUAGUUUUGACUUUGGAUAAAAGUCUAACAUGUUUGGCCCUUCAGGUCUCGAGUCAGCUGUUGCUUCUCAUUCCCAUCGAUGAACUUAUUAGUGAAUGAAUAUGGACAUAGUUUGGAGACAGUUCAAUAAUUUAAGGCGCUGGUUUCAGAUAUAAUUUGGUGAAAUGAAUCGGUGGUGUGAUUGAAAUUGCAUGUGACUGUCAAAACCCCAAUCUUUUUCUACCCGUGCAAUGCAUACAUUUUUAGGCUUUUAUUACAUUUGCAACCAGUUGCAUUUAAGAAUAAGCCAUCUUUAAUAGCCCAAUAUUGCUCCAAAGUGUCGGCGGGGGGGAUGCAGCCUGCUGGUCCAGGCGAAUGGAUGGACUUGUGGUGAAUACAUUCUCCACGGAACCCAUCUGCACUGUGCCCAUGAUCCUGUUACGGCAACCACUGGCUAAUGCCGAUUGUUGCCACUGCCAGACUGUGUCGUAUAUUGCACCGUGCAACGUCACCAUGUGUAAUCGUUUUGGCAUUGUAUGUAAUGCCAACAUACUGCAGUAAAAAAAAAACUAUUAUAUGCAG
Petromyzon marinus (sea lamprey) is the source of this 5481-nucleotide messenger RNA. It is a transcript of the gene SPRYD3, whose product is annotated as SPRY domain containing 3. Lineage: Eukaryota; Metazoa; Chordata; Hyperoartia; Petromyzontiformes; Petromyzontidae. Gene Ontology annotation, molecular function: protein binding. The record is from RefSeq and is a predicted model, not a curated record.